Messenger RNA from Linum trigynum, 510 nucleotides. Lineage: Eukaryota; Viridiplantae; Streptophyta; Magnoliopsida; Malpighiales; Linaceae. The record is from the annotation of a GenBank genome assembly.
AUGACAAUAUUAAAAAACCCAGGGCGUACGACAAGGCGGCGCUCGACUUCCGCGGCUGCAAGGCCAAGACCACCCAUCCCCAACGAUAUCCCGGCUCCCAAGGCGGUUGAUGGCCUGGAGAACAGGCAGAGCCCCAGCCAGAGCAGCACAGUCGAAUCGUCCGGGCCACCUGUGGUGCCGCGCCAGUUGGAUUUCUUCCGCCCUCUCCCUCCUCCUCCUGUUGUCGGCGGCGCUGAUGCUGGGUUUGUCGGCAGGUUUCCUUUCGUUUUCCAGGUGAAUCAGCCGCCGCCGCCGCAGUGCGCUGUGACUCCGGUGUGGUUUUUUGACGGAAUUGUGAAGCCAGAGCUCCCACCCUUGGCCGUCGAUACCUACAGCCGGUGCGACGAGGGGGAGCAGAGCGAGACGGAUUCGACGUCGUCGGUGGUUUUAGAUUGCAAGGCAACCGGCAAGCGGCGGGAAGUUCUGGAUCUGGAUCUGGAUCUCAACCUCGCCCCACCAGUGAACGCUUGA